CUUUGUUGAGUACUAUUUCUUAUUUACAGCCAGUUGGAAUCAUGGCCUUUUAUGUCAAAUACUAGUUCUAGAUUAAGGAGUUAGCAAGUAAUUUGUCUGAUGAUGGUUUCCUAUUCUUACUCCAACUGCCUUUGUUCUACAAGCAUCAGAAAAUUGUCUGUGACAUCAUUACACACUGUGCUCCAAUCAUUUAUCUUAUAGUUAAGCAAGAUUCUAAGUCCAAGCCUUUAGAACUAGGAAUAGAGUUCAUUUUUGCCAUUCAAGGGCAGCAACUGAAGCCUUGACUAUUCUUCCUACUGCCUUCUAAAGAAAGUGAUUUUACAAAAAGGUAAGUAAUAAUAAUUUCCCUUAACCAAUUCUUAUGUGUUGCCUUACUGUUAGGAAAUAUUUUAGAAAAUUGUUGAAAACAAUGGGCUUCUAGAGUGCAAAAUUGAUUGUUUAAUAAUUUCCUUUCACUAGAUUUUCUGGCAGCCUUUACCAAUUUCAUUCCUUAACUAGGAAUUAUGAGACGCAGUUCAGGGAGAGACAUGGAAUUGCCUAUUAAUUCAACAACUGCCUCCAAUGCAAUGUUCCCCCAUUAAGAACUCAGGCUCCUGUGAAAGGACAAAAUGGCAGGAGCCAAUCGCACCUCAGUGGAUAAGAUGUUCCAUAAUCGCAACAGAGAAAGAUGUUCCAUAGUCACAACAGAGAAUGCCGCUCUCCUGGACUCCACCAACCUAGUGUCACUGCCCAUCAAAAUUACACCUGGAGUCUAAGUUAUCAAAAUUGUAGAAAGAUUAAAAUAUUUCAAUGCAUCCUUGAGAAAGGAGAUUGUCCUUAAGGAGAGAUUGGUUCACACUCCCCUCAAGAAUCACUAGAUCCCACCAUACUGGGCAAUUUUUUUAGGGACUGUUGUGGGGAAGGUGGUUAUGCAGCAGCGUUAGUGCAUUCUGGAGGAAGCAAUUAGCUGGACUCCUUUCAGUCAAGAUUCAGACCUAGACACAGAAACAGCAUUGGGUACAAUUUUGAAUCAUAUCUGGCAGGAGUGGGAUGGAGGAUGAUUCUCCCAUCCUGGCUCAACCUCUAGCCAUUUUCUGAUAUGUGGGAAUGAAUUUGGAAGCCAGGUCAAGGGGAUUAAACGGCAGUUUAGCCAACAGGAUUGGGGCAAGAGACUCAGAAGAGUCCCUCCUUUGUUUUGGGUCUGUAAAAGAUUAGAUAAAGAGGGGAAGUACUUUCAGCCUUAUAGGGUAGGGCAAUCUGGAAACAUAACCUGAUGAAUUAAUUCUACGUUAUUGUAAGGUUACAUUAAACAGAAUCUUGUAAGGCUGGAAGUACUCCUGUCCCCCUCCUCCCCUUGUCUUGAAAUAGAUAUGGAUUGGCAACGCAGACCGUAAAUGUGUUGAACUUCAACUCUCCACAAUACUCUGGCAACAUAACUAACGGAAAGGAGAUUGGAGGAGUCUCUCUGGAAGGUACCCGAGGGUGAAUUAGAAGCUCGAUCGAAGGAGAGGGCGACAAAGGUAUCAAAGCGUAACGGGCCGCAAAACCGCGAAGCCUCCUAUUUCUUCCUCUCCUCGGCCUUCCUGGCACUAGAAUCGCUCUCCGCCCGCACUUCAGUUGAGCGACUGUCGAGCAAAGAGCCAUCCUCAGGGAAAAGCGAGGCAAGCCGGCGGCCCCACCUCCACUGUGUAUCCGAAGGGGCCGCCUUCUUUUCCCAUUGGCACUUGCCCGACAGGCCGACUCCCUCUUCCUCCGGUCCUCUUCCCGGGGCCGCUAGAGAGCGCAACUGGAGCCUGCCCGGUUGCUUUAGGCCGGCCUCUGCGUUUGCGCAGUGCCCGUGAGACCGAGGCAGCCGCGGCCCAGGCUUGGGAAAGUGGAGCGGCGGCGGCGCCUGCUGCGGCUUGCGGCGGGGCCGGCGGCUUGGGAGACGCGGAUGUGACCACGGUUGGCCGGGCCUGCGGGCAGGGCCGGGGAGCAGUGGAACAGCUCCGUGCCCCUUCCCCUCCCCCCCCCCGUCAUCCCAUCCCAAGGCGCGGGAGGAAGAAGAAGGGCUAUGCAGCCGCCUCAGCCGCCCCCCUACGAGUUCCUCAGCGAGGAGAACGGGCAGAAAUGGCGGGGGCUCCUCGUGCCGGCCCUGCGUAAGGUUCAGCAGCAAGUCCAUCCCAACCUUUCAGCCAAGGAAGAUUCCCUCUUUUACAUCGAGGAACUAAUUCUUCAACUGUUAAAUAAGUUAUGCAUUGCACAGCCACGGACAUUUCAAGAUGUGGAGGAGCGUGUUCAAAAGACAUUUCCUCAUCCAAUUGACAAGUGGGCAAUUGCAGAUGCACAGUCAGCUAUUGAGAAGCGAAAACGAAGAAAUCCUCUGCUGUUGCCGGUGGACAAAAUACAUCCUUUAUUAAAGGAGGUUCUUGGUUAUAAAAUAGAUUAUCACAUGUCUCUUUAUAUUGUGGCUGUCCUGGAAUACAUCUCUGCUGACAUCUUAAAAUUGGCUGGCAAUUAUGUUUUCAACAUACGACAUUUUGAGAUUUCCCAACAGGACAUUAAAGUAUCCAUGUGUGCUGAUAAGGUAUUAAUGGAUAUGUUUGAUCAAGAUGACAUUGGUUUGAUUUCCUUAUGUGAGGAAGAGCCUUCUUCUUCUGGUGAACUUAAUUACUAUGAUCUUGUCAGGACUGAAAUUGCAGAUGAAAGACAGUAUCUGCGGGAGCUAAAUUUGAUCAUAAAAGUAUUUCGAGAAGCUUUUCUAUCUAACAAAAAGCUGUUCAUGCCCAAUGAUAUUGACAUGAUAUUCAGCAACAUCACAGAUAUCCAUGAAUUGACAAUGAAGCUCUUGGGAUUAAUUGAGGACACAGUUGAAAUGACUGAUGAAAGUAGUCCUCAUCCCCUGGUUGGCAGUUGUUUUGAAGAUCUAGCAGAAGAACAAGCCUUUGACCCAUAUGAAACCUUAUCACAGGAAAUCCUUUCACCACAAUAUCAAGAACAUUUUAAUAAUGUAAUGGCUAAACCUGCUGUGGCCUUACACUUCCAGUCAAUUGCUGAUGGCUUUAAAGAAGCAGUACAAUAUGUGCUACCACGUCUCAUGUUAGUGCCUGUUUAUCACUGUCUGCACUAUUUUGAAUUGCUACAGCAACUUCAAGAAUGCAGUGAAGAUGAAGAAGACUGUGAAUGUUUAAAACAAGCCAUCACAGCUCUCCUGAAUCUCCAAUGUAGUAUGGAACGCAUUUAUAACAAACAUUCACCUAGACGUCGACCUGGGGAGCCUGUGUCUUGGUUCUACAACCGCCAAAUAAGAAGCAAGCAUCUGGCCAUUAAAAAAAUGAAUGAGAUCCAGAAAAACAUUGAUGGUUGGGAAGGCAAAGAUAUUGGUCAGUGCUGUAAUGAAUUUAUAAUGGAAGGCACUCUGGCAAGAGUAGGAGCCAAGCAUGAACGACAUGUAUUUCUCUUUGAUGGUUUAAUGAUCAGCUGCAAAGCCAACCACGGACAGUCCCGACUUCCAGGUUAUAGCAAUGCAGAAUACCGACUCAAAGAAAAGAUUAUUAUGAGGAAAGUCCAUAUAGUUGAUAAAGAUGACACUUGUGAAUACAAAAAUGCUUUUGAACUGGUGUCUAAGGAUGAGAACAGCUUUAUCUUUGCUGCCAAGUCUGCUGAAGAGAAGAACAACUGGAUGGCAGCCCUGAUUUCCCUCCAGUAUCGUAGCACCCUUGACCGAAUGUUGGAUGCCGUACUAUUGCAAGAAGAGAAUGAGCAGCCCCUGCGACUCCCCAGUCCAAGUAUCUAUCGUUUUGCAGUGGAAGACUCUGAGGAGAACAUAGUUUUUGAGGACAAUCUUCAGAGCAGGAAUGGGAUUCCGAUCAUCAAAGGUGGAACUGUGGUGAAACUCAUUGAAAGACUAACUUAUCACAUGUAUGCAGAUCCUAAUUUUGUACGUACUUUCCUUACCACAUAUCGCUCCUUUUGUAAGCCGCAAGAGCUGCUAAGUUUGUUGAUAGAAAGAUUUGAAAUCCCUGAACCUGAGCCAACUGAAGCCGAUAGGCUGGCAAUAGAGAAAGGAGAACAACCAAUCGGUGCAGACCUUAAACGAUUUCGCAAGGAAUAUGUCCAGCCAAUUCAACUCAGGGUAUUGAAUGUGUUUCGGCACUGGGUAGAACAUCAUUUUUAUGACUUUGAGAGAGACCAAGAGUUACUCGAUAGACUGGAGACAUUUAUUUCCACUGUAAGAGGCAAAUCCAUGAAGAAGUGGGUGGAAUCCAUUGCAAAGAUUAUCCGGAGGAAAAAACAAGCUCAUGCAAAUGGCAUAAGCCAUAAUAUAACAUUUGAAAGCCCUCCCCCUCCAAUUGAGUGGCAUAUCAGCCGUCAGUUUGAGACAUUUGACCUCAUGACAUUGCAUCCCAUAGAGAUUGCUCGGCAGCUAACUCUCCUGGAAUCUGAUCUCUACAGGGCUGUCCAGCCUUCAGAACUUGUUGGGAGUGUGUGGACAAAAGAAGAUAAAGAAAUUAAUUCCCCAAACCUGCUGAAAAUGAUUCGGCACACAACAAAUCUUACACUUUGGUUUGAAAAGUGUAUAGUAGAAAUGGAAAACUUUGAAGAGCGAGUGGCUGUGCUAAGCAGGAUUAUAGAAAUUUUGCAGGUUUUCCAGGACUUAAAUAAUUUCAAUGGAGUUCUUGAAAUAGUCAGUGCAAUGAAUUCUGUCUCGGUGUACAGACUAGACCACACCUUUGAAGCACUGCAAGAAAGAAAAAAGAAAAUUUUAGAUGAAGCAGUAGAAUUAAGUCAAGAUCACUUUAAAAAAUAUCUUGCUAAACUCAAAUCAAUCAAUCCACCAUGUGUGCCUUUUUUUGGGAUAUACUUAACAAAUAUUCUAAAAACAGAAGAAGGGAAUCCUGACUUCCUAAAAAGACAAGGGAAAGGACUGAUCAACUUUAGUAAAAGGAGGAAGGUGGCUGAAAUCACAGGAGAAAUCCAACAGUAUCAGAACCAACCUUACUGUUUACGUGUUGAAUCAGACAUCCGGAGAUUCUUUGAAAAUUUGAACCCCAUGGGAAAUUACCCAGAAAAAGAAUUCACAGACUAUUUAUUCAACAAAUCUCAGGAGAUUGAGCCCCGAAAUUGCAAGCAGCCCUCUAGAUAUCCUAGAAAAACCAGCUACACUCUAAAAUCUCCUGGAAUAAGGCCAAAUACUGGCAGGCACAGUUCCACAUCUGGCACUUUGAGAGGCCAUCCAACUCCUCUUGAAAAGGAGCCCUAUAAGAUUAGUUUUAGCAGAAUCACUGAAACUGAACAGGAGUCUGCAGCAUCAGCACCAACCUCACCAAACAUCCCAUCCACUCCUCCAGUGUCUGCGUCAUCAGAAGUCAGUGUAUUCAUAGACAUUGAUCUCAAUAGCUCCUAUGGUAGUAAUAACAGCAUAUUUGCUCCUGUCCUUUUGCCACAGUCAAAAUCAUUCUUUAGUUCAUGUGGAAGUUUGCAUAAAUUAAGUGAAGAACCCCUGGUUCCUCCUCCUCUGCCACCUCGCAAGAAAUUUGAUCAGGAGCUUUCCAACUCAAAGGGUGGUUCCAGAUCUGAUGAUGAUCCUCCUGCUGUCCCCCCGAGACAGCCACCUCCUCCAAAGAUACAGCCACGAGUCCCAGCUUACACUGGUUUGUUUGAUCAGCCAUUGCAAAGCCCUCCACCACCUCCACCAAGAGACCCUCUGCCUGACACUCCACCUCCCGUGCCCCUUCGCCCUCCAGAGCACUUUGUGAACUGCUCAUUCAAUCUUCAGCCUCCCCCUGUGGGACACUUUCACAGAGAGUCCGACUGGCUCCGGGAAGUUAGCACAUGCCCAAACUCCCCCAACACUCCUCCUGGCACCCCAUCACCUCGAAUAUUGCGUCGCUGGUGCAUGCUCAGCCCAAACCUUAAUAGCCUUGCAGCACCUCCAGUCCCACCUCGCCAGAAUUCCAGUCCUCAGCUACCAAAACUGCCACCAAAGACUUACAAGAGGGAACUUUCUCACCCUCCUUUGCACAGACACUCUUUGCUAGAAAAUGCAGAAACUCCUCAAUGACCUUCGUUAUGUAGUCUUUGACACUGGAAUAGCAGCUCCCAGCUUUACAGUUUCUCCUUAAUUUAUUCCAAUGACACCAUUUAUUUGAGCCCUUCGUCAGGCAAACACAUGGCAGAUCAAGACUCAUCCUCAAGCAUUGGAACAACAGCAGCCUUCAGACUCACUCUAGCCUCUUUACUCAUACCAUCAAUCUUCUCCUCAGGGGAUCAGUAACACUGCCUUCUCCUCUUCCUCUUCAGUGCUGUGACAAAGAAAACUAUAUUUUGCACUGCAAAUGACACACUACAUUAAUUUUAAACUGACAUCAGUUCAUUGCACUGAGCCAAAACAAAAGUGGUUGCUCGUGGAUUUUUUAUUUCCAAACUGGAGCAUGAGCAGCCUUUUCUCUCCAUGUGUGUCUGUGUGUGCGUGUGUUUUUUUAAAGAUGCAAUUAAUUGGAGAAACGUCUCCAAACUGGUGUCUUUAAGCUAUAUCAGGACUGCAAUCCUAGCCAAUAUGGCCUUCUAGAAAGCACCAGGUAAGAUGCAUUGAGAAGUACUCAUGAAGCAUUCUCACCCAAGCCAAGUUACAGUGAAUAGAUUCAUUUCAAUGUGAUUUACCUGGGAGAACUUUCAAGUGGAUGUGCCUAAUUGAUGCCAUAAUUGAUGGACUUCCCACCAAACAUGAAGACCUAUGUCAUCUUUCUAAUUUUGUUUUUAUAAACCUAUUCAGAUACUUUCUUUUCAGGAAAAAAAUUAAAAUCAAGAAGUUUGCGCUAGACCAUUAUAUUGCUGUUGUUUUCAAAUGUUAGGUGACAUCAUGUCUUAAUUUUUGUAGUUUUGCUGCUGAAAUUGGGAAAAGAUAAGUGACUAAACCAAGAGAGUGCACUACAAUUGGCCCAAUUAAGUGAGAAGCAGAAAAGGGUCUGCUUCAUCCACCUGUUCAAGGAGAAUUUAGCAUGUGUGUCCUAUUCAGUUGUGCCUUCAUUGUUUAAACAAGCGGAGGUGUCUUAAGCUAAAAAGUUGCCUGCUGUUUUGGCCAACAAAGCUAUUGCGCCAUAUUAUGUACAGUUGUUUAUAAUGUAUAAUUUACAAAGUAAUAACCUGUAUACACUUCUGUGACUUGAGGCCUCUUCUGUUCUUUCUGUGCAUUAUACUAUUGUAAGCAUUUCUCUACAUAUUAGUGAUGAAAACCAUAUUAUAAUUACCCUUCUUUCCUCAAAUUAGAGCUUUACUGUCAUUAUGGGGUCCCUCCUGAAAAUGUAGUGUUUAAACCAGCAGAUAUUGAAGAAUGCUAUUUUGGACUCUUUGAAACUUAAAUGAGACCUUCCUCUGGCCAGUUGAAUUCUGUUCUUUUCCAUUCAAGCUGGCAUAUUAAAUGAGUCUGGUUCACGUAUUAAAAAUGAACUGAAGAGAGUCUGGUAGCACCUUUUUCAAUUAACUUUUUAAAAAAAGCAUAAGCUUUCAUGAGCCACAACUCACUUUAUCAGAUGUGUAGAGUGGCUAGACCUUGUCCACUUAAGAUGGAUGGACUUCAACUUUCAGAAUCUCUAGUUCAUGCUGGAUCAGCCAGUCCACACAACCAUGGCUAAGGUUGAUAAACUGGGAUAGACUGAUAUAGGAUUUAAAUAGGGAUGAUAGGAAAGGAGGUUAUGUAGAUACAGGUUACCUAUGAGACUUAUUAGUAGUAUCUUAUUAACAACUGUUGUGUUAAAACCCCUUUGUUGAUAUCUUGAGCUUGCCUGAAAUCUUUUGAUGUAUAGGUAAUAGACAGACUAAUGACCACAAUUGUGACUAGAACCUAUGUUGUCAUUGUGAUCAUAAGUCUAGUCAAACCUAAUUUUAUGACUAUUUUUAGUCAUAAAAUAAAUCAUCAAUUGUUGAUUGGGCAUUAAAUAAAUUCCACAAAUGUUAAGCAAAUCCAGCUUCCCCAAUGGGUGUUA
Molecule: messenger RNA, 7943 nt
Organism: Thamnophis elegans (Western terrestrial garter snake)
Lineage: Eukaryota; Metazoa; Chordata; Lepidosauria; Squamata; Natricidae
Gene: SOS2
Product: SOS Ras/Rho guanine nucleotide exchange factor 2
Exons: 23
Coding region: 2033-6022 (1329 amino acids)
Biological process (GO): Ras protein signal transduction; positive regulation of GTPase activity
Cellular component (GO): plasma membrane
Molecular function (GO): guanyl-nucleotide exchange factor activity; protein heterodimerization activity
Source: RefSeq, a predicted model, not a curated record